UGUCCAGUGACGUCACGGCAGACUCUGGCUGUUUAUUGUUCCUUCUUGAGCGGCGACGGAGGAAAAGACUGAGGCUAGCCCGCUGACACUCGCCUUUUUCCCGCGGUCUACUACGUCGUAGUCGGCAAGACAGCCCGGUCCACACAUGGCGUACGCUUACCUCUUCAAAUACAUCAUCAUCGGCGACACAGGUGUGGGAAAAUCAUGUCUAUUACUACAGUUCACAGACAAGAGGUUUCAGCCUGUCCAUGACCUCACCAUUGGCGUGGAGUUUGGAGCGAGGAUGAUCACUAUAGAUGGCAAACAGAUCAAACUGCAGAUCUGGGACACGGCUGGCCAGGAGUCGUUCCGGUCCAUUACCAGGUCUUACUACAGAGGAGCAGCAGGAGCACUGCUAGUUUAUGACAUCACAAGGAGGGACACCUUUCACCACUUGACGACCUGGUUAGAGGACGCUCGCCAACAUUCCAACUCCAAUAUGGUCAUUAUGCUCAUUGGCAACAAGAGUGACCUGGAAUCUCGGAGAGAGGUAAAGAAAGAGGAAGGGGAAGCGUUUGCCAGAGAACAUGGCCUCAUAUUCAUGGAGACCUCAGCCAAGACUGCCUCCAAUGUAGAGGAGGCCUUCAUCAACACAGCCAAGGAGAUUUAUGAGAAGAUCCAGGAGGGGGUUUUUGAUAUCAACAACGAGGCUAACGGCAUAAAGAUCGGACCCCAGCACCCCACCACCAACUCCACGCUGCCUGGGAGCCAGGGGGGUCAGCACGCUGGGGGGGGAUGCUGCUGAAGACCUCCUCUAACCCCCCCAGACCCCCCAUUGGCCCUCUCCAAGACCUGUCCAGCUCGGUUACACGUAGUCUCUCCAUCUUUUCUUGCCUUUACAUACAUACCCACCUGGCAACCCUUUACAUACAUACCCCACCUGGCAACCCUUUACAUACAUACCCCACCUGGCAACCCUUUACAUACAUUCCCACC
Messenger RNA from Entelurus aequoreus (snake pipefish), 975 nucleotides. It is a transcript of the gene rab2a, whose product is annotated as RAB2A, member RAS oncogene family. The transcript has 8 exons. Bases 146 to 784 code for a protein of 212 amino acids. The record is from RefSeq and is a predicted model, not a curated record. Gene Ontology annotation, molecular function: GTPase activity; GTP binding. NCBI's taxonomy places the organism in Eukaryota, Metazoa, Chordata, Actinopteri, Syngnathiformes, Syngnathidae. Gene Ontology annotation, cellular component: Golgi apparatus.